AUGCAGAAGUGUGUCCAUGAGGAGCUACCCCUUGCCCCAGUUCAGGGGUGGCGACUGAGAGCGCCAGGCUACAACAGCGCAGGAGCAGCGCAGAGGAGCUUCCCCACGUCUGAGGUCAGGGGCGGCGGCCGAGAGGAGCUUCCCCACUUUCAAGGUCAGGGGCGGCGGGCAAGAGGAGCUACCACACACCCGAGGUCAGGGCCCGCGGCCGAGAGGAGCAACCCCAUCUCCAAGGAGCGGCUGCUGCAAGGGCACAGGAGGGCUGAGAGGAGCUACUCCACGUUCAAGGUCAGGAGGGGCGGCUGUGAGAAGAUACCCCUCGUCCAAGGUAAGGAGCAGCAGCUGCAGUUUGCUGGAGCAGCCGUGAAGAGAUACCCCACGUCCAAGGUAAGAGAAACCCAAGUAAGACUGUAG
Molecule: messenger RNA, 414 nt
Organism: Rangifer tarandus platyrhynchus (Svalbard reindeer)
Lineage: Eukaryota; Metazoa; Chordata; Mammalia; Artiodactyla; Cervidae
Source: the annotation of a GenBank genome assembly